AUGGGAGUUGAGACCUCACGUCAGGAGAGUCUGUCAUUUGACGAUGAUGUGCUCCACGCUUUUGCUGAGAUGUUUUUCGAUGCUUCUCUGCUAUGGGAACCAGGCUGGGAAUAUCCAACUCCUCCUCAGCCCCGGAAGACACAGACAUUAUUACUUCCGAGCUGGUCAUGGGUUCGUACGAGGGGCUCAAUCUCGACCUCUGUCUGGCAGAAUUUUGCACAGAAUUUUUACAAAGACGCAUCGUCUAAGAACAUUUAUGAGCUACAACCCCGAGUUCAAUGGUGGAAACUCAGCUCUCUGGGAGGAGCAUCAAAGCGGAUCAAGUACCAACACUUCAGUAACCAUGCCUCGAUGCCGCCAGGCUGGGACCCGCCAACGUUUCAAGCCGGACUUGACCGCAGAGAUGAUUUCAAGUAUUCACACACCUUGUCUCCAGACACAGAAUACCCGCACCCCUUCCCGUUUCCCGAGAGUGCCGGAGCACGUCUUCCAGAUGUCGAAUACGGCCCAUUACUGAGACGUAUCGCAAAUCGAGGUUGGCUGAUCAAAUCAAACGAGCUCAGAGACCCCUAUGGAGGUGAGAUAUUAUUUGACGACCGACUGGACCAAAGCUUCCCUCAAGAAUCUGGUGAGAGGUGCGAAGUAAUUGCGAUUGCUGAGGGGCGGGUUCCUCAUAUGGAGGAUGACUAUAUCUUAGCUGAGAAGCGAGAAAUCCCUCCAGAGGAGCGGGCGUGGAAUUUCAUAGACUUCCGUUAUGAGUUUUAUUUUAUCCUUUGGAUCGGCUGGGUUGACGGCUUUGCAUACCGGAGGGGUAUUGGAAGAGUUCUUAAGGGGGUAUGGGAGAAUAUGGAGCUUGAGGAGAUUGAAGUAACACUCGGCUAG
This is a messenger RNA of Trichoderma aggressivum f. europaeum, 882 nucleotides long. RefSeq lists its product as uncharacterized. Bases 1 to 882 code for a protein of 293 amino acids. The record is from RefSeq and is a predicted model, not a curated record. Lineage: Eukaryota; Fungi; Ascomycota; Sordariomycetes; Hypocreales; Hypocreaceae. The transcript has 4 exons.